GGGAAGCCUGCUGCCUGGCUGCGGGGGCUCAUCGCCUCCCCCCACCUGUACGAGGCUGGGCCUUUGCUCAGCAUCCCAAGCCCUGGCGCUUGGCCUUGGUCUUCCCGCGGGUUCCCGCGCUGACAUUCAAGCCGGGGAGGGGGUGAGGGGGCCAGGAGGCCGGGCUCGCCUCCAGAGCACGCUGGGGAGCCCGGGGCCAGGGCUUUGGGCUCUGACGGCGGGGUCCCAGGGGUCCGCCCGCCUCCAAGACGCCUAUCUAGACCCAGGGAAACAUGUCGGCCGAAUAGGGAAGCCAGACUCAGGGCUGGGAAGCGAGAAAGCAGGCUAAAAAAUGGCAUUUCAAAAGGCAGUGAAAGGAUCUAUUCUUGUUGGAGGAGGUGCUCUUGCAACUGUGCUCGGCCUCUCUCAGUUUGCUCAUUACAGAAGAAAACAAGUGAACCUGGCCUAUGUUGAAGCAGCAGAGUACGUUUCAGAACCUAUUAAUAGGGAGCCUCCUUCCAGAGAAGCUCAGCUACUGACUUUGCAAAACACAGCUGAAUUUGAUAUCCUUGUCAUUGGAGGAGGAGCAACAGGAAGUGGCUGUGCACUAGAUGCUGUCACAAGAGGACUAAAAACAGCCCUUGUAGAAAGAGAUGAUUUCUCAUCAGGGACCAGCAGCAGAAGCACUAAAUUGAUCCAUGGUGGUGUGCGAUAUCUUCAGAAGGCUAUCAUGAAGUUAGAUAUUGAGCAGUAUAGGAUGGUAAAAGAAGCCCUUCACGAGCGUGCCAACCUGCUAGAAAUUGCUCCCCAUUUAUCAGCUCCACUGCCUAUAAUGCUUCCAGUAUACAAGUGGUGGCAGUUACCUUACUACUGGGUAGGAAUCAAGCUAUAUGAUCUGGUUGCAGGAAGCAAUUGCCUGAAAAGUAGUUAUGUUCUCAGCAAAUCAAGAGCCCUUGAGCAUUUCCCAAUGCUCCAGAAGGACAAACUAGUAGGAGCAAUUGUCUACUAUGAUGGACAACACAACGAUGCACGGAUGAACCUUGCCAUUGCUCUCACUGCUGCCAGGUAUGGGGCUGCCACAGCCAAUUACAUGGAGGUUGUGAACUUGCUUAAGAAGAAAGACCCCCAAACAGGGUUGGAACGCGUGAGCGGUGCACGGUGCAGAGAUGUACUCACAGGGCAUGAAUUUGAUGUGAGAGCCAAAUGUGUUAUCAAUGCUACGGGACCUUUCACAGACACCGUGCGCAAAAUGGAUGAUAAGAACGCAGCAGCUAUCUGCCAGCCCAGUGCGGGCGUCCAUAUUGUGAUGCCGGGUUACUACAGCCCAGAAAGUAUGGGACUUCUUGACCCAGCAACUAGUGAUGGGCGAGUUAUUUUCUUCUUACCCUGGCAAAAGAUGACCAUAGCUGGCACUACCGACACUCCAACUGAUAUUACACACCAUCCUAUUCCUUCAGAAGAAGAUAUCAACUUUAUUUUGAAUGAAGUCCGUAACUACUUGAGUUGUGAUGUUGAAGUGAGAAGAGGGGACGUCCUGGCUGCGUGGAGUGGUAUCCGUCCCCUUGUCACAGAUCCUAAGUCUGCAGAUACUCAGUCCAUCUCCCGAAAUCAUGUUGUGGAUGUCAGUGACAGUGGCCUCAUCACUAUAGCAGGUGGAAAGUGGACAACUUAUCGAUCUAUGGCAGAAGAUACCAUAAAUGCUGCUAUCAAGACUCAUAAUUUGAAAGCAGGCCCAAGUAGAACCGUUGGGCUUUUCCUGCAAGGGGGUAAAGAUUGGAGCCCCACACUCUACAUUAGGCUUGUCCAGGAUUAUGGACUUGAAAGUGAGGUGGCACAGCAUCUUGCUGCCACCUACGGUGACAAAGCCUUUGAGGUGGCCAAAAUGGCAAGUGUGACGGGAAAGAGAUGGCCCAUUGUUGGAGUGCGUCUUGUGUCAGAAUUUCCAUACAUUGAAGCAGAGGUGAAAUAUGGGAUUAAGGAGUAUGCCUGCACAGCAGUGGAUAUGAUUUCACGACGCACUCGUCUGGCCUUCUUGAAUGUCCAGGCAGCAGAGGAAGCCCUGCCGAGAAUUGUUGAGUUGAUGGGCAGAGAACUGAAUUGGGAUGAUUAUAGAAAAGAGGAAGAACUUGAAACAGCCAGGAAGUUUCUGUAUUAUGAAAUGGGCUAUAAAUCUCGAUCAGAACAGCUAACAGAUCGCUCUGAAAUUAGCCUCCUGCCUUCAGACAUUGACAGGUAUAAGAAGAGAUUUCAUAAAUUUGAUGCAGACCAAAAAGGCUUUAUUACCAUUGUUGAUGUUCAGCGUGUGUUAGAGAGUAUCAAUGUCCAAAUGGAUGAAAAUACACUACAUGAAAUUCUGAAUGAAGUAGAUUUGAACAAAAAUGGACAAGUUGAACUCAAUGAAUUUUUGCAGCUGAUGAGUGCUAUUCAAAAAGGAAGGGUAUCAGGGAGCCGGCUUGCUAUACUAAUGAAAACUGCAGAGGAAAACCUUGAUAGAAGAGUUCCCAUUCCAGUGGACCGAAGUUGUGGAGGCUUGUGAGUCUGAGCAGUAAAUCCACAGUCAACAAAUGUAGGAACAACAAAGCGUCAUGUAACAACCAGAGAUGACUUAACACCACUCCAGAAUAGUGGAUAUGGAUAGCUGCCUUUUUUUUUUUUUUUUUUUAAACAUUAGGAAACAUUCCAAAGUUUUAGGAUGGAUGUUGGUGUAUAUCCUUUAUUUGUAUUUCCCAUUCAAUCUAGCUUCUAAAAAGUGUAUUUUAUCUUUUUUUCCCUCAUUUUCAAUGCACACUGAUUUAAUGUUUUGCAUUCAUUUUGUGAUCUAUUUGACUGGACAUGCUCCCUUUUUGUUUGUUUAUUCAUUUAUUCUAAAUCAGUUCUAGAGGCAGAAUAUUUUGACAGAGACUGAAAAAAAGAAGCUGGGAAAAUUUUGUGACAUGCACAAAACUCUGGACAUUAAGCUUGUAGACAGUUACUUCUUAAAAGAAAUCGAGCAAACUGUUGAAGUGCUUCUGGAGACUCGUCAGCCUCCUCUCUGGUUUGUCUGCCUUCCUUAUCCAAACAAUAUUGCAUAAUUUUAUAUCUAGAGCAUGACUGGCAAAACUGGAAGGAGAAAAAAUAGUUUAGAUCUUAACAGGAGCAAGACUCAAGGAAAAAUUCUGAAAGCUACCAGAAUCACAGGUAUAAGAUAAGGAUAGCAGUGACAUUUGCUGAGAGUUACAGUGAUAGGUUCAUUUCAGCGAUUCAUUCCCACCGCCCCCCACCCCCCUUGCUGGUUUUUCUUUGACUAUUAUAGUUGCCAGAAAUAUCUGCUUUUCUUACUUUAAAAUCAGCAUUUAAGUGGCAAGUUGGAUAUAAUAGGAUGAGACUAAAUUUCUCAAAUCUUUAGAGUAUAAUGAAUUUAAGGAAUUAAAACCAUGUUAUAGAAUUACCUAUGAUAACACAUUUUUCAAUCCCCCAAAAUCCUAAAUAAAUCUUGGAUCAUGUGAUAUUGUCAGACAUGCUAUGUUGCCUAGUUAAUUGCAUCAUUUGGGGGGAGUAUUUAUAAACAGAUAUAAAAUAAACAAGUAGCGUUUAGUUAACUUUAACUGUCUGUAGAAAGGUAAAACACUGCAAUAUUCAAGGUCAUUUGGUUGCUUAAAGCCUUUCCCCUCCAACAUUCUCAAUCAACCAAAAAGAAAACAGAAAAGCCCCCACUACACCCUGCCUCGAGACACAUAGAGGCACAAAAACAAAACCAAAAAUAAAUCUGCGCUGAAUUAAACAAAUUUAAAAGGUGAAUUGAUAUACUUUUGCAACAUUUUUGGUAGCAUUUUAACCAGUCAUCUGAAUUAUUUAUUCAUUGUGCUUCCUCCUGGUGAAGUUAGCUACCUAUUUUUAUGUUUGGAGGUAAGGUGUAGAGAAUAGGAAAUGUAACCCUUCAUCGAAUGGAAGGUUGCCAUUGAGCACACUUGAGGUCUUAGUUUUUUAAACUGGUCAGGUCCUUUUGUGCUGUUAUUUCUAUUUAUGUCAAGACAGUAGAAUAUUGUUGUGCCUCACUCAAGUGGCAUAUGAAUCUGUAUGUCAUAAUAGAAACACUGGAGAGUCACUCACCUAAGAACCCCGCCCCCACUUCCCCCACCUCCUCCAAAUAAUAGAGACUACAGGGAAAGAUCACAUCUUCAUUCUUUGUGUUUUUACAUGGAGUUUAGACUCGCACUUCCUGAAGGGGAACCCAAACAGAGCUAGUGAUGCUCCCAGGGAUCACUGUGAAUUUUUUCUUUCUUUAUGCUGGCUUUUAUCUUAUUUUAUUUUAAUAAAUGGGAGCAUGGGCUUUGUAAUUUAGUAAUUUUCUAUCAAGACAGAUGAUAAAAUGUCACUGUUUAGAACCCACUGACAGUCGGUAGAAGAGCUGUCUUUUAGACCAUCUCAGAUAAAGUACCACAAUAUUGUACAUUUGCGCGCGCUCUCUCUCUCUCUCUUUCUCUCUCUCAGGCCUGGUUUGUACACGCUUUUGCUAUGAAUGAAGUUCCUUUAAGGACAAAGAAAAGUACACUUUUUUUCUUUUGAGCAUAUCUGCUUUUGCUUAAAAUCUGCUAAUUCUAAAACAUACGCUCUUUCACCAAUCCCAGAGACUCAUCUUAGAAAUGAGCUGAUUCCAAAUCUUACUGUGAAUAAAGCACCCCCUCAUUUUUCUGUAUGUUCUUAAUUAAACCUGUACAUCCUUUGUACACGAUUUCAGAAAAGGAGUCAAGAAAUAGGGGGAUAAGCCCCUUUAAAAUGCAUUCUAAGUGCAAAUGAGUAAUUUUUUUUGUCUUUUAAUAUAAAUGUGGCAUUAGAUGAUUGUAUUAGGUUGGAGGGAAAGAUUGUCUUAUCAAAUGAUUUAUUUCAAGAGCCUCCACAGGGGUUCAGGUGAAGGAACCCCCCCAUCUGUGGUGGAGUGUUAGAUGCUCCUUUAUAUAGCCCCUACCACAGUCUUAACCACAAUGAUAAUGCUGGAUUACUUGUUAAGUCAAGGUUGUCUGCUGCACAUCCAUCAUGCUAUUUGCAAUAUUCUUGCCCUCUGUUUAUACUGAGUAACUUUGGGAUUUCUACUAUGAAAUGCAUGCCCAGUCUUUCGCUCUACUCUAGCUUUGUUUUGUCUUUUUUCAAAAUAUGUAGCUUCCUCUUUUGUACAACAAAAAUUUCAUUCUUUAAUAAACAUAUUGUAAGACUGAUCACUGAUCUUACUUCCUUUUUUAUGUAUUUGAAAAAAUUUUUGGCAUAUAAAUGUACUAAUAUUGAAGUCAGUGACACUCUUAACUUGCACUGUUUUGCAUUAUGUCAACCCUUUUUAGGGUGUUAAAAAAAUGACUCUGUUUUUAAAGAAUAUCAAAUAUAAGCCCGGUCCUAGACUGGAUAUGCACACUGCAUGUUUUCAUAUGUGGCACUUUUAUGUAUUGUGUUGGAUUAUUGUUCUAGAUUGGACUGUUAAAUACUAUGUUUGAGGCUGGAUUGUCAUUUUUAUAACUGUCUUGGUGUUUUAUCGCCAUUAUUUAUUACUUUUGAUAUACAGAAUGAGCUGCAUGCAUUUAUAGAGCAAUAAGAGGGUGUAUUUAAUGUGCCUUGUUUUUAACUGAAUAAGAACUGAAAGCAUGAAUCAAUAAAACUGAUUAAAAUGGUCCAUUUGCUGGCAUUUUGAUGUUACUUGCAG
Talpa occidentalis (Iberian mole) is the source of this 5647-nucleotide messenger RNA. It is a transcript of the gene GPD2, whose product is annotated as glycerol-3-phosphate dehydrogenase 2. The record is from RefSeq and is a predicted model, not a curated record. The coding region runs from base 332 to 2515 and encodes 727 amino acids. Gene Ontology annotation, molecular function: calcium ion binding; glycerol-3-phosphate dehydrogenase (quinone) activity. Lineage: Eukaryota; Metazoa; Chordata; Mammalia; Eulipotyphla; Talpidae. Gene Ontology annotation, cellular component: mitochondrion; glycerol-3-phosphate dehydrogenase (FAD) complex. The transcript has 17 exons. Gene Ontology annotation, biological process: glycerol-3-phosphate metabolic process.